AUGAGCAGCAUUGAUUUAAUUUUGAAUGUAAAAGGCAACUUGGACUUUGCUCUUUUGUCUAAUCACAUUAAUUUUUCUCAUCGUUCUAUAUAUGCAUUCAGUGAGGUGGCAAAAGCAAUUGCAAGACUCAUAGCCCUUGCACUUGACCUUGGGGCAACUUUUUUUGAUCAGCAAGAAAUGCUUGGCAAGCCUAUUGCCAUGUUCCGCCUACUACAUUGUGAAGGUCUAAUAUCUGAUCCCACAAAGGGAUUAUAUGGAGCUGUAGCCCAUUCUAAUUUUGGUUUGGUUACCCUCUUGGCUACGGAUGAUGUUGUUGGUCUCCAAAUAUGCAAGCAUAAGGAUGUCAAACCUCAGAUCUGGGAACAUGUGGCACCAUUGAAAGGGUGGGUUAGUAUAGCAUUGAGAUUGUUAAUCGUGGAAAAGAAGAUGAGUUAUACACAAGCUAUUGAAGUUGUGUUUGUCCGUCAAUGUAAUUCAUGCAUCUUGCUAGUAAUUUAUACUGGGAUAAUUUUGGAUUUUUUUUACAUUGAUGGGCUCACAACCUAUGCGAUUGAGCUUUUGGGUGGUCGAGUUGGCUCAAACACGUAUGGUAGACCCCAUCUUGCCAACAAGUGGUAUCAAAAGCAUGUUGGGCUCUUCCAUUGUGGACUCUUCAUCUUCCCGACAAGUGAUAUCAAGGGUUGUCCAUAUUGA
Molecule: messenger RNA, 693 nt
Organism: Ilex paraguariensis (yerba mate)
Lineage: Eukaryota; Viridiplantae; Streptophyta; Magnoliopsida; Aquifoliales; Aquifoliaceae
Source: the annotation of a GenBank genome assembly